UCGACACUCAUUUGCUCGAAAUCUGAUACUAACCCUUUUCAGUCGCGACGGCACAAACAUCGAUGACAUGUAACCAACCACCUUGCAUUUUGAUUUAUACACGAAUAUACAUGAAAAGAGCGACGGCGUUAUUGGGGUUGGGAAAAUGCUAUGACAUGGCCGGUACUGCCAGAAAGAAGGAUGUGAACUUUCGAUACCCAAACGGACGCCCAGUGGAAAUACAGAGCGUAAUCAUUCAUCAUCAUCAAAUCGAUAACAGUUUGACGAUCCAUGCUUGCAAAGAGACCUGUGGAGCCCAAUGCCAUUCAGAAGAAUCGCCAGCCAAACUAGGGGCGGACCAUUUACCAGCUUACUCUGUUUCCGGAAGGAUCUGUUCGCUGACAUGUGACGGAGACAAUUCCAUUUGCACCUUCCACACAUGCCACGUCUUCGUUUCACGGCUCUCAAAUCCUCCUGUCAGCUCCACUGUCUCUUGGUCGUCAACCUCAUUUUUCGUACCUCUUCAUCGACCCUCCAUCAGCCGACCCUCUUUCAGCCCAUGCCUGCGAAACAACCUGUCAAGCCUGUCGAAAAGAAACCUCCACCUGCCAAAAAGUCUGCAAAGGAGCCACCUAAAACGCCGCCACCUGCCACAAAGCCUACAAAACCCGCAAAGGACCCAUCCAAGACGCCACCUGCCAAAAAGCCCGCAAAGGAUCCCUCCAAGACACAGCCACCUGCUAAGCAGCCAGCAAAGGAUCUCUCGAAGACACCGCCGCCUGCAAAAGACACGCCGCCAGCCAAGAAUCCAUCACCUGCUGCAAAAGACACACCUCCUGCAAAAGACACACCGCCAGUCAAGAACUCAACACCUGUUGCAAAGCCCAAGCCCAAGCCAUGGGUACCGUUCAAGAAGCCGGCUCAGCAAGACCCUACCGCAAAGCCCAAACCAGCUCCCAGAGGCCCAUUUCGCUCGAGGAGCAUACCAACGAAAGCCAAACCACGAGGAGUGUCACCGCCCACUGAAAAUCCGAAUCCAUCGAAUCCGUCUCCUGAUGACCUGCGACUAGCUUGGAGACUCCUGCCGUUCGCUCCUGCGGCUUCGAGCGCUCUUGCUGGUGCCGACACACCUGCUAUCAUCGCGACGCUUCUCCUAAGCCUUUUCACAAUGAACUUGGGUGGUUAUCUUGUUGCGGGCCAUGAUGUGUAUCGUUCGGAGCAGCAGCAGAAGCAGUCCAGUCAACAGGUGUCGUCAUCGACGAGUGGAGGCAGCAGCUCAUCAUCCAGUAGCAGCUCAUCUUCCAGUUCGUCAUCGAGCAGUAGCUCGUCAAGUAGCAGCAGUAGUAGCAGCAGCAGCAGCAGCAGCAGCAGCAGUAGCAGUAGCUCGUCCAGCGGUUCUUCAUAA
Molecule: messenger RNA, 1384 nt
Organism: Aureobasidium pullulans EXF-150
Lineage: Eukaryota; Fungi; Ascomycota; Dothideomycetes; Dothideales; Saccotheciaceae
Exons: 1
Coding region: 63-1049 (328 amino acids)
Source: RefSeq, a predicted model, not a curated record